Cryptococcus amylolentus CBS 6039 is the source of this 1803-nucleotide messenger RNA. RefSeq lists its product as hypothetical. NCBI's taxonomy places the organism in Eukaryota, Fungi, Basidiomycota, Tremellomycetes, Tremellales, Cryptococcaceae. The transcript is spliced from 12 exons. The record is from RefSeq and is a predicted model, not a curated record. Gene Ontology annotation, molecular function: oxidoreductase activity; copper ion binding. The coding region runs from base 1 to 1803 and encodes 600 amino acids.
AUGCGUCUUCACUUUCUUUCACUUUUAGCACUGUUCGGUGGAGCAUCUACAGCUUGUGGUGCCGCAAUUCAGUCCCCUCCGAAGGCUGAAGAUCUCUCCCGUCGCGCUACCUCCACCGUCACUACCAACACUACUUCUUACGUCCUUUCGGAUGACUUUGAGAUCUCUGCCACAGCAACUACUCGAGAGUACACUUGGGAGAUUGCUACCGCCACUGCCAGUCCUGAUGGCUAUGAGAGAGAGGUCUAUACCAUCAACGGAGAGUUUCCCGGCCCCUUGAUCGAGGCCAAUACUGGUGACACUAUCAAGGUGACUGUCACCAACUCACUCGACGAGGGCCAAUCUAUUCAUUGGCACGGCCUAUUUCAAGCCUCUACUCCUUACAUGGACGGUGUACCUGGAAUCACUCAGGCGAGUCGUUUCUUACCUGCUCUUAUAGCCCCGCUGACACGUCUGCAGUGUCCUAUCCCAGCAAGCAGCAGCUACACCUACGAAUUUGUGAUCAAUGACCAAUGGGGCACUUACUGGUAUCACUCGCACUAUAGCGUUAGCAUGGCUGAUGGUCUCUGGGGCCCUAUUGUCGUUCACUCUCCUGAUGAAGCUUUGGCGAGGGGAACAGACUACGACGAGGAUAGGGUCGUAUUCGUCACUGACUGGAUGCAUGACCAAUCUGAAAACAUCGUCGACGGCCUACUGAGCACCUCGGGUUACGACGGCUCUUUCGCUCCUCCUGAAGGCGACUCAACUUUGAUCAACGGUAUCGGAAACUACUCUUCUUCAUCCGACAUUCCUUCCCCUGCCGAAAUCCAAGUGCCUGUCAACUCCACCGUCCGACUCCGCUUCAUCAAUGUCGCCUCCCAUGCCAUGAUGCGUAUGUCCGUUGACGAUCACGAUCUGGAAGUGAUCGAGGCCGAUGGUACCGACAUUUACGGCCCUACUCUGCACGAGGUCCCCGUUGCCCCUGCUGAGCGAUUCUCGGUUCUUCUCAACACCACUGAAGGAUCGGAGGGCGAUGCCUUCUGGAUUAGGGCCACCACUGCCACCUACUGCGGCACUACCACCGAGCAGGUUGGCAAGGCGAUCCUAAGGUACACAGGUAGUAGCGGUAACUUGACAACGUCCGAGCCAACCUCCAGCGCUUGGAGUGACCUUGCUACUAGUGAUGAUGAAUGUACACCCCUUGAUGUCGAGUAUACCCUCACCCCUCGAUCGAGCGAGUCCGCAUCUAGCACUGCGCUUUCGACUGAGGUCUUGUCCAGCGAAUUUGGCAGAUUCACCAACGUCAGCGGCGAGUCUUUCUACGGAUUUGCUUUCAACAAUGUCUCCUACCAGAACCAGAUCUAUAACCCUCUCCUCUCGGUUGUGCAAGGCGGAGGCUCCAUCAAUACCAGUCUCAUUCCCACCAUCACAUUCGACGACGAAGGGGCCGUCAACAUCGUCAUCAACAACCUGGACUCUGCUAUCGACCACCCAUACCACCUGCACGGCAAUUGUUUCAAGAUCCUUGCUCGUGGCAGCGGUACUUUGUCCGCGGAUGACGUCGACUCCCAAAGUCUAUCGUUGGACAAUCCUUUGAGGAAAGAUACCGUUUGGGUUCAGCGUGACUCUUGGGCUCUCUUAAGGAUCACGUCAGACAACCCUGGUGUCUGGCCUUUGCAUUGCCACAUCGAUUGGCAUCUGGCUGUCGGAAAAAUGGCUGCCGUUGUCGUGCAGCCUGAUGCCAUACAAGAGAUGACUCUGCCCUCUACCUGGUCUGAUCUUUGUUCUGGUACAGACAUCACUGCUUUCGGGCCUGAUCGCUAA